AUGUUUAAGAAUGUAAAGGGAAAGGACACAGCAGGAGACGUAGCACACACACACCCAGGGACACCUUCCAUACAUAAAACAUCCAGCAGGAACUAUUCACGGGUCAUAACGGGAGAGGGCGACCGGGAGGCAUCUGCACAGACCGAAAUAAUAAAAGGUAAAAAUUUUAUUGGGAGUGCUUCAACACCAAAAGAAACAGUCACAGACCGCCUGAAGAAUAGCUUAGAAAAGGGCAAGAAGUCUCUUUUAAAUACAUUUAAGAAAUAA
This is a messenger RNA of Nematocida parisii ERTm1, 267 nucleotides long. RefSeq lists its product as uncharacterized. The record is from RefSeq and is a predicted model, not a curated record. The coding region runs from base 1 to 267 and encodes 88 amino acids. Lineage: Eukaryota; Fungi; Microsporidia. The transcript has a single exon.